Molecule: messenger RNA, 1704 nt
Organism: Rhagoletis zephyria (snowberry fruit fly)
Lineage: Eukaryota; Metazoa; Arthropoda; Insecta; Diptera; Tephritidae
Source: RefSeq, a predicted model, not a curated record
AUGCCUCCUGACACACGCCCUGCCACCACCACCAUCAUCAAAUCAGAUGACUUUCUCAGCAAGUUCACCAAAACUGCCGCUCAAAAGGAGAAAGCCAGCGAUGCUGCUAAGCUGCCCGCUCUGCCUCAGAAACACGCGGCUGGCAAACAGGCUCAAAAGGAGUCACCAUCGCCUCCACCAAAAGAACCCAAAGAACCUAAAGAAUCUAAGGUAAAAGAAGAGAAAAAGAGCAAACUGGCAAGUUCAUUGGCAAGUAAGGCAAAACCAGUUGAAAAGGUAGAAAAGGCUGAAAAGGCGGCAAAGGCGGAAAAGGUAGAAAAGGCGGAAAAGCAGGUGAAAGCAGCUAAAGCAAAGUCAAACGAAGAAAAGAGCAAACCAGACGUUCCUGACAAUGAGGAGUGUAGGCAAACACUGGAAGACCUAGAAAACAUUGACUCAGAAACUGACCGUCAUGGAAUUAUUUUUGUCAAGUCAAAAGACCACACUGUGGCUAAAGAUUAUGGCAUCACUGAACUUCCUGCACUGAUAUACUUUGAAAAACGCAUUCCAUCCAUUUACCAAGAAGACAUUUCUGCUGAAGAGGACGUUCUUCAGUGGCUUGUUCAGCAAAAAACUGAAGACACCAUUGAGUCGGUCAACAGAGAGCUACUGGAGCAACUCAUCAGCAACACUCAGUAUUUGGUUGUGUACUUUUAUAAACCUCACUGCAAAGCAUGUGAUAUAGUUCUUGAAGAGCUGGAAAACAUUGAUGACGAUUGUGAGAUCUACGGAAUAAACUUUGUCAAAAUUCAAGAUGUGAAUUUAGCCAAACGUUAUGGAAUUAAGAACUACCCAGCGCUUGUGUAUUUUCGCAAUGGAAAUCCGCUCAUUUUUGACGGUGAUUUGCGCAAUGAAGAACUUGUCUUUGAGUGGCUCAUUGAGGACGAAAAUCGCGAGUUGGCCGACGAAAUUGAAGAUGUCAACGGUCGAAUGCUUGAAAAACUCAUCAACGACAAACCGUUUUUAGCGGUGCUCUUUUAUAGUAAAGAAUGUGCCGACUGUGAGGAGGCAAUUAAGUCGCUUGAGAACAUUGAUGAUGAAGCUGACAUUUUUGGCAUUGAUUUUGUCAAAGUAAAUGACAUUGCUGCCAACAACAAGUACAACAUUCAAAAAUUGCCCGUUUUGGCGUUUUUCCGCAAACAACAGCAGUUUAUGCUUUAUGAAGGUGAUCUCAACAAUGAAGCCGAUGUUCUGCGUUGGCUGACCAGCAAUGAAGUGUUCAAUAUUAAAGAUGAAAUUGAAGAAGUCAAUCGAAAAAUGCUCGAGAAAAUUUUAGAAGACAAUGAUUUUGUAGCCGUCUAUUUUUAUGAAAAUGAUUGCUAUGAUUGUGAAACAAUACUCAAUGAACUGGAGCAUAUUGACGAUGAUACAGAUGAACUGGAAAUAAUGUUUGUCAAAAUUCGAGAUACUAAAUACGCUCGAAAAUACGGCAUAAACGAUGUGCCAGCAUUGGUAUUCUUCAGAAAGAAGUUUCCAUCUAUUUAUCGAGGUGAUUUGAUUCGGGAAGAUGAAGUACUCGAAUGGCUCAAAAGAAAUCGAUAUCGUCAUCCUGAGUUAAACUUUUUCAUGUACGCUAUUACUGCCACAACAGGUGCAUUUGUUCUUUAUACACUCUUUUUGAUAUUUUGCAUGAAAAAGAAAAAAGGCGACCUUAAAAUUGAAUAG